Molecule: messenger RNA, 2335 nt
Organism: Ruditapes philippinarum (Manila clam)
Lineage: Eukaryota; Metazoa; Mollusca; Bivalvia; Venerida; Veneridae
Product: E3 ubiquitin-protein ligase RNF166-like
Exons: 6
Coding region: 49-699 (216 amino acids)
Biological process (GO): protein polyubiquitination; ubiquitin-dependent protein catabolic process
Molecular function (GO): ubiquitin protein ligase activity
Source: RefSeq, a predicted model, not a curated record
UACAGUAUCCACUACAGUGCAAGAUCGUCCUCCCGGAAGUAAACAAAUAUGGCGACGGAAGAUAACUUGACUCUUGAAAAUUUUACUUGCUCCAUUUGUCGUGAUAUUUACAAAGAUCCAGUAUCGAUUCCUUGUGGAAAUAACCACAUAGUAUGUAAAGAAUGUGUGCAACAUGUCAUGCAAGAUCGGGAUCCAAGAUGUCCUGUCUGUCGAGCAAAAUUUAGAACAAGUCAUGUCAGGCUCCUAGAAUCAUUGAAACAAGAUAUGGCAAGAAAAGAACUGCCUUGUUUUGGAUGCGGUAGUCAGGUCAUUAUAUCCCAGAUGAAUCAACAUUUGGAAGUCUGUGAUAGAAUAGAUAAGAGUAUAACCUACUUUAAACCAGUGAAAGAAACAUCUCAACUUGUACCUAGGAAUUUACCAAACAGGUCCACAUUCAAGUGCCCAUACUGUAAUGUGAAGAAUUUAGAUACAACCGGUCUUGUAAAACAUUGUAACGAAAGACAUAGUUCAAGUCCUGGUGCUGUGGUUUGUCCAGUUUGUGCUUCUAUGCCAUGGGGAAAUAAAGGUCAGACUAGUAUGAAUUUUAUACAACAUCUGAACAUGAGGCAUAAUUUUGAAUAUGACACUUAUGUGGACUAUGGACAAGACGAUGAUGCAAUGCUGAGAGCAGCACUACAGGCCUCACUGAAAGAUUCCUGAAUACUGAUACUACUGGCAUGCGAGCAGUUCCCGUACAGAAGCAGUACCCGUAUUUUUCAUUUAAACGCUUGAUUUUUACUUGCAAUCUUCAAAAAUUCAUUUCAAAUCAAGCAGAUGCAUAAAAGAGACAAAAUCUAAGUGUCAGUUCGGCAGUACGUAUAAAAGUCUCAUUUUAAAUCACUUUCACCUGUGCGUUGUCAAAACGUGACCUUGUUUUCUCUGGGGGAUUCAGUCCUUGCGUGCAUGCGCUAAAAUACCUACACGUGAGGCCUGUUAAAGGGUUUUCCACUAAUACCACCUGUUUACAGAUAAGAAGGCAAAGUGAUGAAAACUUGUUUAAUUAUCAGAAUUUUGAUCAAUAUUACUAUAUUAAAUAAUUUUAUGGCUUUGAUGCGUAAAAUAUCAUGCAUACAAGCAUGCCAUUGUAUGAGAAUGCGUUGGGGUAACGGUACCGGGUAAUAGAUACCAGCGUUUAGUCUACGCUCUAUUUCCUGAAUUACAUCUAUUUAUCUCUUAGAAAAUGGUCUGUUCAACAAUUAUAAUUGAAAAAUAGGUCCGAUAUAACAAAAUUGUAUAAUUAUAAUGGGUUAAAUUUUAUGUACGGGAACUACUUCUCUUCAUACAAAAUAAUGGAUAAUUUCGGUACCCCAUAUGAGGCCUCAUAACUAAGGGUUAUUCUAUGUUUAGAACAUGAUGGAAUUUCCAUGAUUUGUGUGACGAGCCGAAUAGUGAUGUGUAACAUUCAAAUUUUGGUGAGUGAGCGUAAUAAAAAAUAAUGUUUAAGUAACUACGAUUUUUGUACGGGAACUGCUCGCAUGCCAGUAUAGCAAAUAUAAUAUAUUUAUAUGUAGUGUUGUGCACAGAGAACUGAUGUUUCAGUUCAACACAACUUUGAUAUAAUUUAUUGAAAUAUAACAAUGGUUUAUGACUGUUAUGAUUAACAUUUAAACAUUUACAAGAGACCUUUUUUUUUAGCUCACCUGUCACAAAGUGACAGGGUGAGCUUUUGUGAUCGCUUUUCGUCCGGCGUCCGUCCGUCCGUCCGUCGUCCGUCCGUCCGUAAACUUUUGCUUUAAAUGACAUCUCCUCAUAAACCACUGAGCCAAUUUCAUCCAAACUUCACAGGAAUGUUCCUUUGGUGGUCACCUUUAAAAAUUGUUCAAAGAAUUUAAUUCCAUACAGAACUCUGGUUGCCAUGGCAACCGAAAGAAAAAUCUUUAAAUAUCUUCUUUUAAACAACCCUAAGAGCUAGAGCUAAGAUAUUUGGCAUGAAACAUCUUCUAAUGAGUGUCUACCAAGUUUGUUCAAAUAAAAGCCCUGGGGUCAAAAUUGGCCCCGCCCCAGGGGGUCAUUGAUUUUCCCUAUAUGCAUAUAGUAAAAACUUAAAAAAUCUUCUUUUAAAGAACCCAAAGAGCUAGAGGUAAGAUAUUUGGCAUGAAACAUCUUCUAGUGAGUGUCUACCAAGUUUGUUCAAAUAAAAGCCCUGGGGUCAAAAUUGGCCCCGCCCCGGGGGUCAUUGAUUUUCCCUAUAUGCAUAUAGUAAAAACUUAAAAAAUCUUCUUUUAAAGAACUGUAAGAGCUAGAGCUUAGAUAUUUGGCAUGAAACAUCUUCUAGUGAAUGUCUACCAAGUUUGUU